CCACAUUCACUUUAGCUUCAUCGAAAUGAUUGCCUGAAUUUUGUUCAUAAAUGAGCAUUGUUAAAUGAGCCCCAUCAAAAGUAGCGUUCCUGUUUCACGUUGGACGUUAAAAAAAAACGCAAAUAUGCGUGCUCGCUAUGCGUCAUGACGUAAUGGAUGUGAGUGGCUCGUGGAGGAGUUGCCGCCCGAUUUCGUUCGAAGAGUCCUGCUUGGAAAAUAAUCAAUUUUUCAUCUCUCCUUGGUCCCGCGGUGUAAUGUAAUCAAUUUAAAGGUGGCAGAAAUUUUCGGACAGGCCAAGAAUCCAUUCAAUCUCGCUUUUCCGUCUAGUCGUUUGGGCGCAAGUUGAAACCUGCUUAGGUUAGCAUAGCCUAGUUUAGCCGCUAACAAAGACAACACUGACAACGCCCUUGGGAUUAACACUUCGCGUAGCAAGCAAACAUCAAGUCCCAAAAUGGCAGAUAUCAGUCAAGCACAUCGUCCUCAAUGCCAGGAGUCUGCUCGCAUUAAAGAAGAAGAGAAUGAGAUAGAGUCGCCUUACAUCAAGAAGGUGGGAGAAGAAUUUGUCCAAAUUAAAGAGGAACAGGAGGAGAACCCCCACAUUCAGGAGUGGCAGCGAACUCAUUCCCUCAAAAAUGAGGAUGACGAGGACCCGCCAUAUGUUAAAGUGGAGGUGGUUGACAUCACCAAAUGGACUGAUGAGUCCUUGAAGGGUGAAGAUGGAGGUCCGAGUGUGGCCAGCAAAUGGGCGGAGCCCCCGAGUGGCAUCAACAGCAGUUCAAAAGAAGGAUCCCAAGCAGACAACCUCAUCGCCCGACCAUCAGAUAACGACGACGCCACAUCUCACUCGCUCUUCUGCUUAAAAAAAUAUCUUGAUCCUGAGCUGCAGGAAUCAGAGUCUCCUGACAUUAAAGAGGACGUUGAGCACCCGCAAAUUAAAAAGGAAGAGUCAGAUGACCCUCAACAGCAAAAGAGAGAAGAGCAACUUCCAAUCAAAAAGGAGGAGGUAGAGCUACCAUACGUCACAAAGGAAGACAAUAUCACCAGGCAGACUGGUGAGCCUUUGAUGAGUGAAGAGGGUCAGAGUGAGACCAGCAGAGAAGUGGAGCCUCCAAGCGGCAGCAGCAGCAGCUCAACAGAAGGAUUGCAAGCGGACCGUUUUACCGCUCCUCUGUCAGAUAGCGAAGACGCCAUGUCACACUCGCCUGACAGUGAUGAUGAAGGUCAUAAGAAAGCUGACAGUGACGACAAACGCAAAUGCUCUCAGUGUGGGAAGACCUUUGUUAAUAAGUAUACUUGUCGUAGGCAUAUGAGGAGCCACACUGGAGUAAAACCUUUUUCCUGCUCAGUUUGUGGUCAAAGAUUCUUUCUAAGGGAUUACUUAAAAACACACGCAAGAACCCACACUGGAGAAAAACCUUUUUCCUGCUCAGUCUGUGGUAAAAGAUACAGUUAUAAGAACAACUUAGCAAUACAUCAAAGAACCCACACUGGUGAAAAACGUUUUCCCUGCUCAGUUUGUGGUAAAAGAUACAGUUCUCAGAACAACUUAACAACACAUGAAAGAACCCACACUGAUGAAAAAGCUUUUUCCUGCUCAAUUUGUGGCAAAAGAUUCUCUUCAGAGAGAUACGUAACAAAACACAAAAUGACCCACAGUGGAGAAAAACCUUUUCCUUGUGCAGUUUGUGACAAAAAAUACAGUUGCAAGAGCGACUUAAAAACACACAUGAGAAACCACACUGGAGAAAAACCUUUUUGCUGCACAGUUUGUGGCAAAAGGUUCAGUUGCAAGAACCGCUUGAAACCACACAUGAGAACCCACACUGGAGAAAAACCUUUUUCCUGCUCAGUUUGUGGCCAAAAAUUCGCUGCAAAGGGAAACCUAACAAAACACAUAGGAACUCACACUGGAGGAAAACCUUUUCCUGCUCAAUUUGUGGUCAAAGAUUCUCUCUAAGAGACACCUUAUUACAAUACAUAAGAACCCAUACUGGUGAAAAACCUCUUGUGCUCAGUUUGUAGUCAACUAUUCAAUCAGAAGGAUCAGGUUAAGAGACGUAUGUGUGAGAAGUGGUGGCCAAGGACAGUUUUGCCUGUCAUUCAUGCUGGCUUCAUCAGUAUGUGCAGGCAAGACGAUUGUAUUCUGUGGACCUUCCUCAAAUCCUGUUGUGAUUUGCUGUUAUUAUUAGAUAAUUAGUUACUAUUAGAUGAGUUUUUAUGGCCUGCAAAACCGUCAUAUACCCCAAAAAAUGCCAUCUACCCCUCAUGCCACAUGGCGAAAAAAAUUUCGCCACAUGGCAAAAUAAUUUCGCCACAUUGCAAAAUAAUUUCGCCACAUUGCAAAAAAAUGCCACAUGGCAAAAAAAAAAAAAAAAAAAAGCCACACGGCAAACAUUUUUUGCCAUAUGGCCAAGUCCAUUUUGCCACCUCGCAAAUACUACUUUUGGUUCUCGCUGUCUCUCUAAUCCAGUUCAAGAUCGUACACAGGUCCAACCUUUCUAAAUCUCAGUUGGCAAACAUUUAGUCUCAAAUUGAUCCGUCAUGUAGUAUUGUCCCAAGAUGCAGCAAUACUGGGAGGGCAUCUGUAAUACACUUUCUAAAAUGAUAAAGGUCAAACUUCCAUUAAAUCCACUUAUAUUUCUCUUUGGGGUCGUGCACGAGAGAUUAGUAUUACCUAUCGGGGGGACAAAAAAAUCAUUGCUUUUUCAACAUUAUUAGCUCACCGCCUGAUCCUUUUUAAAUGGAAGGAUGCAGCCCCACCGACAAUAUCACAGCGGAUCGAACAUGUCACUCCAUCUGAAAUUUGAAAAGAUCAGAUACGUCAUGAGCGGCUCUGAACAAAAAUUUCAUCAAGUGUGAAGGGGUCUUUCUGAACUAUGUUGAUCAUCCUUCAACAAAGAGGAAUGACAUUUCUGUUGUAUAAAGGCAGAUUCAAUAUGUAUCCUGUUAUAUGCUUAUGGUCUUAAAAUAUUUAUGAUUGAUGUGCUAGUACAUGCCUGUGACAGCGGGGAAAGGGUAUUUUAUUUGUAUAUUUUAUUUCUGUUGGGGGGGGUCUUCUAUGGAUCUUUCUGUAAUCCUCUCAAAUCUGAAUAAAUACAUUCAAACACAAAAAAUAUUCUACUUGUUUUCCUCACACUAUGGUAUAAGUGCUAUUUAUUUUAUAUUGGGUGUCUUAGAGUAAUAUAAACAGUCAAACAGUAA
Molecule: messenger RNA, 3201 nt
Organism: Corythoichthys intestinalis (scribbled pipefish)
Lineage: Eukaryota; Metazoa; Chordata; Actinopteri; Syngnathiformes; Syngnathidae
Product: zinc finger protein 391-like
Exons: 3
Coding region: 452-1957 (501 amino acids)
Biological process (GO): regulation of transcription by RNA polymerase II
Cellular component (GO): nucleoplasm
Molecular function (GO): RNA polymerase II cis-regulatory region sequence-specific DNA binding; DNA-binding transcription repressor activity, RNA polymerase II-specific
Source: RefSeq, a predicted model, not a curated record